AUGCGCACCGACCCCCGCAUCCGUCAAUCGCUCAACCGCAUUUCCACUUCCAUAGAAUCCGCCUCGGACAACGCCCUCACCUCAUGCUUCACAUUCACAAAAUCAUAUUUGGACCCAUGCCUCAUAUCGCUUUCUACAUGCUGCAUUAUCAAUAAUGAUCGCAAUCACCGUCGAGACCGCCGUGAAUAUCCAUUCGGCUUUUAUGACUAUGACGACGACGAACACGGAAGUUCAUCCGCCGGCGGCUUCCUUGGAUGGGGUAACGACGAACUAGAUAGGCUUCUUGCUGGCGGAGGAUCCGGAGGGGGUUAUGGGGGUAAUUCGAAUAGAAUGACUUAUGGUGCUUCUUCAUCAAGCGGCGCCAUAGUCGGGAGUGGGUCCGCCGGCAAGAGGAAAUCAGUCCCGGGGAAUGACCAAGACCCAACUGUUAUACCCCAAACAUCUAUGUUUGGGUUUCUGACGAGGUGGGCACCUUUUAGGGGGAAAGGUCUACGCUACAAGCCCUCAGCAGCGAACCUCCAAGAACAUCCACAUCGUGGAAACGGACUGUCUGCCGUUCAAGAAGAAGCGGAAGAUGAUCAUGGUAGUAGGACUACAGGAAUGAGACGGAAGCGCAGCGCUACAGGUAGCUCAGGCGACUCCGUAGGCGGGAGUAUGCGGAGUAGGGGUGACCUAUGGCCAAGUGAAGAUGACGACGAUGCAAUCCCAAUUGGUGACGAUGUAUUCUUAACAGGAUCUGACGGCGAGGAAGACGAGUUUCUCGUGUUAGCGCGAAGAGAGCACAGGAAUAAAAAUGCCGAAGAAGAAGAAGAACUGGGAUCAGUGGAGACCAUUGGACUUGGACGUCCGGGACCAGUUGAUGAUGAAGUGUUAAGAAGGGAGGAAGAGGAACGGGGGCUCAGCACUGAAGACUACGCUGGUUUAUUGUCCCGCUCACAACAAGAGAUCAAUCCAUCGGCUGUACCACUCCCUGAGACUUUACCAUCUACUAGAGCACCCUCGCUGGUCGAACAACUGGAUUGCUUCGAACCACCAAUGCCACUAGCACCGAUAUCAUCCCAACAAGCAUAUUUUGAACCGUCACAGUCGCUACCGCACGCAAUAACAUCGACGCCUAUCACUAGGACCAGUUCUCCGGCCAUCAGAGAUUCAAUUCCUACAUCGGUUGGGUCUCGAACGCCGAUACAGAUUAGGAAAGAGAAAGAAAUUUUGGAGAUACCGACAAUGAUUAUAUUAAUGCCUAAUAGUGAGAGGGAGCUUGUCAAGGAAAUUAACGAAGCUGCAAACUCCGGGGGGGGUGUUCAUGGCCUGUACCCAUACGAUUAUGCAGCGCCAAAGAGCGGCAUGAAAUACCUGAUAUUACGGCAGGUGCCAUACACGAUAUAUAUAUGCAAUAGAGUAUUGUAA
Molecule: messenger RNA, 1407 nt
Organism: Morchella importuna
Lineage: Eukaryota; Fungi; Ascomycota; Pezizomycetes; Pezizales; Morchellaceae
Exons: 7
Coding region: 1-1407 (468 amino acids)
Source: RefSeq, a predicted model, not a curated record